Molecule: messenger RNA, 1368 nt
Organism: Histoplasma mississippiense
Lineage: Eukaryota; Fungi; Ascomycota; Eurotiomycetes; Onygenales; Ajellomycetaceae
Exons: 4
Coding region: 1-1368 (455 amino acids)
Source: RefSeq, a predicted model, not a curated record
AUGGGGAACACUGCUGACUCCCUCAGUCAACUAAUAAGCUUCCCACUUGUCCAGCCAGAGCAGAUGAUGGGGCCCCAACACCCCUACCUAACACCCUACGCAAUUGGGCCAUACCAGGCAGAGACCUAUGAUUCUCUGCGGUAUCACAUCAAUCGACUCCAGGGGAUUCUCAACGCCACAGAAACGGAUUUACAGCAAACCAAAGGUAAACUUGAGGAAGCCCGUGCCGCAGCCCAGCGUGACCGCGACUUGAUUCGCAAGAUGGAGAAUCGAAUUGCCGAGCUAGAAGACACCGUUAGCAAGCAGAAGUCAACAAUAAGCACCCAGAGCAAGACGAUUUCUUCCACCGUAAAGUCCCAGCAUCGCGCUCUGUCUUUCAGCUUCACCACUCCGCAGCACCAUUGGACGAACGGCCAGGAAGCGACUCGCGUCUCCCGUUAUCAACACGUCUUUAAUAACCCGCCUCCGAAAUUUGGGCUUGGGGAUCCAGUCACCCCUAUCUCUACAGGAAAUCAGGCUACUAAUAUCACCAGUAGUGCCAGUUCUACUGCAAAAUCUACUACCAUGUCUGCGAUCGAUCGUCUGAAUGCGUUUGUACCCCCUAUCGGGCCCAAGGCUGCUGCGGAGGAGAAAGCCAUCCCCCUAUCGUCCCUGCCCAGGAACCCGCCGGAAGUUUCAUUCCCUAUUCCAAAAAUCAGAGGCAUUUGGACAGCUACUCAGUAUCCCGGCCUUCUGGCAGAUCCAACGACGCGCUUCGUUCUCCUGGUCAAAGCGAUCAACGUUUUUCUUAUCAGCAAGGUGCUUCGCAUGGGUGUCGUUAUCGGCUUCGAUUCCACUGCAGACUCUGAGAUCGGCCAGAUGAUGUCGCUUUUGUAUCCAGACGCCCCCACCACGGUCCGUGCCCUCCUCUACGAAGCCAUGCGCCGCCAAGUCAACCGCAUCCGCAACAAACCCCUCUUCACAAACUUCUACAACAAGCGCAAAAACGAGCACGCAACGGCUCUCUUCCGCCUCCUCUCGCCCCUCGUGCAGCGCAACCACCCAAAAAUCUGGACCGACUUCGUCGCCAUCAUCGAAGAAGCACACAAUCUCGCCCUGACCAUGUUCUCCGGCCCGUACGAGUUCCAGCUCCACUUCGCGGAAGUCGGCGACCUGUUCGACGCGCAUUCGAUGUUCAAUCGCGAUGCGACGCUGGUUCGCAGCGGCGGCGUUGGCGAUCCGCAGACGCUGAUGAGGAAAUGCCACCGCGUGAAGCUGGGCGUUACGCCGACGAUUUGGUUUCGGAAUAAUUCUGUACCGAUGAAUGAGCCGAUGCAGAUUGUCAAUAUGGGCCAUGUUAUGCUUUCGCCGAUGGCGGUGAAUGGGUAG